Carcharodon carcharias (great white shark) is the source of this 1047-nucleotide messenger RNA. RefSeq lists its product as uncharacterized. Gene Ontology annotation, molecular function: zinc ion binding. The coding region runs from base 234 to 893 and encodes 219 amino acids. NCBI's taxonomy places the organism in Eukaryota, Metazoa, Chordata, Chondrichthyes, Lamniformes, Lamnidae. The record is from RefSeq and is a predicted model, not a curated record. The transcript has 5 exons.
ACCCCCACACACACACACAGACACACACACACACCUCCUCUUCCCCACUCCAACCCGCCCUCUCAGUUGGAAAGCCUUGCUGCUUUACUGGCGUCAUGCCCUGUAGCUUCUAGGGUGGGAUCUGGAUCAAGUCAGUUUACAGAAGAGAGUUUUAAAAAAAAGAGAGACAAAACAUUCCUCUGCCUUUUGAAUCACGCCAAGCACUGAAGAGCCUGAGAAGAAAAGUGUCAAGAAUGGAGAAGAGGAACGGAACACAGAACACCACUGGUAGCAGCACUGAGCUAUCAGUUGUGAUUCCAGAUGAUGCUCCCGAAUGCUUCAUCUGUCGAGAGCUGGAAGUGACAGACCGUGAUUCCUUGCUACAGUAUUGCGACUGCAAGAGUUUAGUUGCUCAUCACAAGUGUUUGCUGACCUGGAUACAAAAGGGCCCCAGGAAUGAAGACAGGCUGAGUUGUAAAGUAUGCACAGCUGAGUACCACCUGCAGACUGGCUCAGCGUGGAAGCUUGUUGCCUGCCGUUGGCAGAAUUGGUUGAUUCUCGCUGUAAUCCUGGGCCUAAUGACCAUUGUACCGUUCACCGUGUACAGGAUGAUGACAGCCUUCCAUGACCCACCACCUCAUUCUGUGUUCAAAGCAGCAUCUAUUUGUUUCGGAUUGUUAUCAGAAACUUUCCUGAUCAAGACUCUCAUCUAUUGCUGCACCAGCAAGUACAGAAAAGCCAAAAUGUCCUCGUUCUCCAUCAGGGGAAGAAGAUUGGAGAAACGCGACAGAGGUAGGAACCUUCUGUGGCUGCCUGGUCAGAGCCCAACAGCAGCUGCAGCAAGCAGAAUGGAAGCAAGCAAGCAGGAAGCAGCCAGACCGAGCAAAGGCCUGGGCCUGGAGCGGUGUGUGUGAGCAGAACAUCACAGACGAGGCCAAGACUCAAGGAUAACCGCCCCCACCCCCACCCCACCAACCCCGGCGGCAAAGGAAAACAGAUUGACUCUUGGUGACUCAUUUAGCUUCUGGAAUGGGCAGUCUUCUCCCCUGCUGGCACUCUGGCUGCACG